Molecule: messenger RNA, 4070 nt
Organism: Patella vulgata (common limpet)
Lineage: Eukaryota; Metazoa; Mollusca; Gastropoda; Patellidae
Product: gem-associated protein 5
Exons: 16
Coding region: 117-3182 (1021 amino acids)
Source: RefSeq, a predicted model, not a curated record
AUGAUUCCAGUGUUAUUGUAUGGAAUGUAAAAACAGGAACAGCUUUAGUAAAAUAUGACGAACAUCAAGGUAGAAUAUUAGGAGUUUUAUGGAGUGGUCUCGAUCCAGAUGAAGUAAUGAGUGGAGGGUUUGAUUGUUCUUUACAUAGAUGGAAGAUUUCCUCUCUACCUAAAGCUGUUAUAGAAUAUGGAGCGAAAAGAAAGAAGGGGAAGAAGAAAAGAACAGACCAAGACAACAAGAAACGUGACCACAAAACAUCAACGGGUUCGGACAGUAAUGAAGCUAGUGGGGGUGAUAGAGAUGAUAAUGACAACAAUACUCCAACCACUUCACAACUUGAUGAUCUUCAGAAAUUACUGGAUAAAAAACGCGAAGAAUUGUUACACAAAGCUGAAGAGACAGCUGAUAAUAAAGAUACGAAUAAGAAGCCAGUUGCCCAAUCUAAUGAUAAUAAAUUACAACAGAUACUAGGAUCACGAUUUUACCACGAGACGAAGAAAGACACUAAAUCAAAUAAACGUACAGAAAAAACAGAAUCGGUGCCAUCUAAUAUUGCCAGUACACAGAGAAAUAAGAAGCGUAAGGCCAAAUCUUAUUUUCCUGUCAUUGCUCAAGCUGAAAAUCGUGGAAAAUCUCAAACACAUAAUGACUUGAUACAGCUGACAAAAAUUGUUUGUGGUGAGAAGAACAAGAGAGAAAGUGUUUCUGCUGAACACCACCAUCUUGGAUUAUUUACUAACAGACGGGCGGCAUUCAAGUGUCUCAAAAAAGAAGGAGAAUAUCACCAGAAGAAUGAUAACAUGGACUACUUUCUACAGAUGGAAAUCUGGAAAGGAAAUAUACGUGGUGCUCUACAAAUCGCUCGAGAAAAAGAUGAACUUUCUGAUUGGCUUGUAGCCAUGGCACCAUUAGGUUCGUAUGACAUGUGGUUGACAGCUUGUGAAGAUUAUGCCAGACAACUUGAGGAGGAUGGACAAUACCAUAAAAGUGCAACCUAUCUGUUAUCUUGUCAUAAAGUCUAUGAUGCUAUUGAUUUAUUUAAAAGACAUAAACUCUAUAAGGAAGCUGUAUCUCUAGCACGAGUUCGACUGUCUCCUCUCGAACCUCUGUUCGAAGAUUUAUAUACUGAUUGGUCACAGCAGUUAAUGAAAGACGGACAAUACGAACAAGCCGCUAAAUGCUACGUGGCUAUGAAGAAGAUUCAAGAUGCUGCUAAAGUUUUAAUCAGAAGAAGUGACCAAUCAAGUUUAAAGACUGCAGCACACAUGACUUUAUUAGCCAAUGAAAAGCAGCAAGGCAUGUUGUAUGCUCAGCGUGUUGUGAACCAAUGUCUCAGUCAAUAUACCUGGCAAGAUGCCUACAAAUUUCUCAAUGAACACGAAGCAACAAAGAUAUUCGUGCCUUUUGUAAGUGUUCAUGAAUUAUUAGUAAAAGAACUGCAGAUAUUAGCUGGGGGAAGUAUAGGACCAAUCAGUAGUGAUAAAUUUAGUGUCUGGGUUGAUAUUCCACCGCAAAAUUCAGUCAUACCAGAUUUUAUUUUGGAUGGUACGGAAUCGGAUCCAGUUUUACCAUGGAAACCAUAUCUAACAGGAAAGCAUUCCUUCCCUCAUCAUGUACUCAGAUGUUGGUAUUGCAACCUUAAUGUUGCUAUGGAUACCAACAGCCUUAGCAACAUGUACAAAACAUUAAUACAUCAUCAGUCUGGACGACAAGGGCUGCUAGACAUGAGUCAGAUCAUUCUACAAGUGAGUGGUGAUCUGACAUUGUUUUUACUGGCUUUGUUAUUAAAUGAAACAACGGCAGCCAUUAAUCAUCUAUUACAAGCAGUGAUAAGUCUUCAUGAAGCAGGUCAACUUGAGUUAAUGCAGGGUUUAUGUCAACUUGUUUUACCACAUGGACCAAAGUAUUUAUUAAAACUACAACAAGAAGUAACAGCUCUACAUGUUGUUAUAAGUAUGGAGAGCCAUAUGAAUAUAGAAGGUGCCUCUAAAGUCAACACAUUAAAACGAUUACUAUCGGAAUUAAAAGACGAUGAUAACAUCUCGUCGACAGGACAUCGUUGUCGUGAGUUAGAUUGUCUACGAGCCUAUUAUUAUCUGGCAGUAGCUAAUUAUCUUCAAGAUCAAAAGAACAAAUCAUCAGAUGAAGCCAAAAUUCAAGAUUUGCCAUCUUUGGAGACAGACAUAAAGGUGGAACCAGACGUAUGUGCUAUAGCGGAAGUCGACUCUACUUCUGAACAACCAACGGAUAAAGAAGUUGACGUGUUAUCACAACCAGGUGAUAAAACUCAAACUGCCUCUAGUCCAAUAGACCAAUCAAAAUCACAAGACAUAUCUUCUGUAGCUCAAACAACGGUUGCGAGGUCUUCCAAAUCCGAACCAAGUGCCCUAACCAUGAAUAAGAUACUGGAUAUGUCGAAAGGCUUGUUGUGGGAUAUACAAGCUAAACGUUACGCCUUGACAGAAACAUUAGGAUAUAUUCACAAGGCCAUUUCUCAAUGUUUGUUAACGGACAAGACCAAAGAAAAAAGUUCUCAACCUCAGAACGUCUCUAGUCACAGACGGCCUGAUAUUCUAUUGUGUUCAAAGGGGGAUAAAUCUAAUGAUAGAGAUGUACAGAAGGAUUUAUCAGGAGAAGAGAUUAGUGAGGAGAGUAAGGAGAAAGAAGUUACAGAUUCAACUGAUGAGUCCUUACACUAUUCCGAUGUAGAAAUGAUGCUAGCUAAUGGUAAAGAUUCGGCUAAUAAAUCUAGAAAGGUUUUAUGGGAAGAUCAACCACCUCUGUAUGUUUGUGAUAAACAUGAGACAAGUACAAGAGGUACAAGUUGUCUAUCAAAUCCUACCAAGUAUAUUAACGUCCCAGAUGAAUGGUAUAGUAUGCCUGUAGAUAAAAAAUACUUCAUGUCAUACGUUACCAUGCCUGUUCUACGUGAAGAACAAGAUUUUGUCACACAUGAACUGAAGAGAAUACCGGACAGUUCUCAUGUGCCUUUUCCCACCACUUUUGAUACUGCCAAAAUGUUGUUAAAAUUGACGCAAAUGUGUGAAGCUCAAGACAUGAAGGAAGUGAUUGAAUAUCGUGAAAAAUUGGUAAAAUGGGCGUUAAAUUUCGCUGUUACGUCCAAACAACGGGAAGAGCUAAAUACAUUACUGGAUACUGUUACAAAAGAAAGUGCUGUCUAAGUUGAACUCAUCACAUCAUAAAAUGAUUACAUCACAAAGUUACUUUUAAAUCUGUACGCUAUUUAUAAGGGGGGACAACUGGAUUAAUCUACCGUAGUUGUUGAUGUAUAUUUUCCAAUUGCAAUGACCAAUUGCUGAUUGCUUAUAUAACGUGUAAUUAUAUAUUUUGAAACAUCUGAUUACAUAUUUAUAAGGGAGACAACUUGUUUGAUCUAUUUGUUUGAAAUGACCAAUUGCUAAUAUAUAACGUGUAAUAACAUCUGAUUACAUGUGAUAUUUUGUCAGAAAGCAGUUCUGUACAAAACUACAAUUUAAGGGCAUUAUGUAUCUAAAAUGUUUUUUUCUGAGGAGUCAAAUUAAAUACUAAAAAUCAAAUAUUUAUUAUAUGUUAAGUUUUUUGAUGGUUAAAAUUUGUUGGUUAUAAAUUUCAAGGGCAAUAUAGCUUACACAAAUAUUGUUAGAAUUUGUUAUAAAUGAUAAUUAUUUUAAACAGUGCUAUCUUGUUGUUAUGGAGAUUUGAUAUUAUUUUACAUGCUGUUUCUUAUGGUUAUCAAACAAAAUACUUAAAAUAUGUACAUAAUUUGAUGAAAUGCAUAAUUUAAAGAAGAUAAAUUAUGAGUCAGUAUAUUUUUUAGAAGUUUGACCUGUAAUGAUGUACGUUUUAAACUGUAAUUAUCACAAGUGUUGCUGUGUAACGUUAAAUUUGGAAAAUAUAAAGAUUUUGUAUUGAAAUUGAAAAUAACACCCAUUUGUGAGGAAAAUAAAAGUUAUGUAGGUUGCUACAAAGAUGGAUAUCUUUACUAGAAAGAACAGGAUGUUUUGUUUUAUAUAUUAAUUAUAAAACAUGCAAAUAUCUCGAUCUGUACUUGCAUAUUGUUUGUAAUCAUG